UCACUGGCACGCAGCUUGGAAGCCUUUAAUUAAGCUUCCAAAAUUUCUUACACUCGUACCGAUUUCUCCGAAAUAUAUCUCCCAAAUAUAUCUCCGAGAGAAAGUUAAACAGAAAUAAAAAGACAAUGAAAGAGGAAGAACAUGCAACGACCCUCAAAAUCUGAAAUUGGGGAUCAGAUGAGGACUUCCCUUGCUGCUGUGGUGGGCUUGGUAUGAGAGGGACAAUGGGUCUGUCUCCGAAUUCAGCCGAGGCGAGGCAUCGAACCACGGGAUCUUUUGAUGAAGCAAACAAAAGAAGGCACCAAAGGCGCAGAGACUUUAAAGAAGCAGAAAAACUGACAUUUGCUAUCCCUGAGAGAAUCGAAAGCUGCAAAUUCCGUUCACUGAAACUUGUCCUUUUUAUUAUAACAUGUGGCACACUUUUAACACUUCUCUGCUCUCCAGCAGUUAAUAAUGACCAUGUCCUGCAUUCUGGGAAACGGUCCAGGCUGGUUGAUGUUGGGUGGAUUUGGGACAAAGCCAUUUCAGAUUCACGAUAUGAAUCUCAUCUGGAUACCAAUUGGACCCAAAUAUCAAAAGCCAUGGAAAAUCUUGAUGCAACAAAAGGAAAGCUAAAGCUCGGUCUACUCAAUUUUAACGUGGCGGAGGUUAAUAACUGGCAGCAGCUAUUACCACAUGCUGAAUCUUCUAUAGUGCAUCUAGACUAUGCUAAAAGCAAUCUAACUUGGGAGGACUUGUAUCCGGAAUGGAUCGAUGAGGAGCAGGAAUCAGAAGUGCCCAUUUGCCCAACUCUUCCGGAGCCAAAGUCAGUUCAAGGGUUUCAGUUCGAUCUUAUUGCUGUCAAGCUUCCCUGUAAUAGGACCGCAAAGAAUUGGUCAAGAGAUAUUGCUCGGUUUCACUUGCAGCUUGCAGCAGCUAAGCUUGCUGCGGAUUCUGGUAAUGUCCGUUAUAAGGCACAUGUUCUCUUUGUGACCGAUUGCUUCCCAAUCCCGAAUUUAUUUUCUUGCAAGAACCUUGUUGUGAGGAAUGAGGACACUUGGCUUUAUAGGCCAGAUUUGUCGAUUUUAAGGGAGAAGCUCAAGCUUCCUGUUGGGUCUUGCCAGCUUGCCAUCCCUCUUAACGAAAAAGUGAGACCACUCUCUGAUGCCCGAAAGCACCGAGAAGCCUACGCCACCAUCCUCCACUCCGCAAACAUAUAUGUCUGUGGUGCAAUAACCGCAGCUCAGAGCAUUCGUACGGCGGGGUCCACUAAGGACCUUGUCAUACUAGUCGACAACACCAUCAGCGACCACCACAAAAGCGGCCUCCAAGCCGCCGGCUGGAAAGUCCGAAGCAUCCAAAGAAUCCGAAACCCGAAAGCCGAGCGCGACGCCUACAAUGAGUGGAACUACAGCAAAUUCCGCCUCUGGCAGCUCACUGACUAUGACAAAAUCAUCUUCAUUGACGCCGACCUCCUCAUCUUGAGAAACAUCGAUUUUCUAUUCACGAUGCCAGAGAUUACCGCCACUGGCAACAAUGCCACCCUCUUCAACUCGGGCGUGAUGGUUCUCGAGCCCUCAAACUGUACUUUCAAUCUCCUAAUGGAACACAUCAACGAGAUAGAAUCCUACAAUGGAGGAGAUCAAGGAUAUUUAAACGAGAUAUUCACAUGGUGGCAUCGAAUUCCUAAGCACAUGAACUUCCUAAAGAAUUUUUGGGUAGGCGACGAGGAGGAAAUGAAAUCUAAGAAAAUUCAGUUAUUUGGGGCUGACCCACCAAUUCUCUAUGUUCUCCAUUACUUAGGAUAUAAGCCGUGGCUCUGCUUCAGAGACUAUGAUUGUAACUGGAACAUCGAUAUAUUGCAAGAAUUUGCGAGCGAUGUGGCUCAUGCUCGGUGGUGGAGAGUGCAUGAUGCCAUGCCCGAGAAUUUGCAGAGGUUUUGUCUUUUGCGGUCGAAGCAGAAGGCGGGGUUGGAGUGGGACCGGAGACAGGCUGAGAAGGCAAAAUAUGCUGAUGGGCAUUGGAAACGAAAUAUAACUGAUCCAAGGCUGAGUAUUUGCUAUGAGAAGUUCUGUUUUUGGGAGAGUAUGUUGUGGCACUGGGGCGAGACGAAUUGGACGGAUAAUAGUCCGUCGACUAUGACACCUCCGAUUGCAGCUCUACCGAGUUUGUGAUGUCGAAUACAUCUCUUCGUAGAAUGAUGUCGAUUACAUCUCUUCGUAGAAUUCUUGCUGUGUUUUUCUUUAGCGCUAUAUAGAUCAAUAUAAACUAGUUUCUUGCCUUGUCAUGCCCUGAAGAUUAUGUUGUCUCACUAGACGAGUGUAAAGAUGGCCUGUUUUCGGUCUUAUGUGUGUCAAACUUGUUGACUCUGGGUGUCACAGGCGUAUAUAGGUUUAUGUUUUCGGUUAAUAAGGAGCUAAAAUUGGUGAUUCUUUUGGACAAAACUCUUUUUCUGUAUUCCAUUUUGAGUAUAAAGUUCACAUAAUACAAGAUUAUCUGUUUAUUGCCGA
Molecule: messenger RNA, 2489 nt
Organism: Asparagus officinalis (garden asparagus)
Lineage: Eukaryota; Viridiplantae; Streptophyta; Magnoliopsida; Asparagales; Asparagaceae
Product: UDP-glucuronate:xylan alpha-glucuronosyltransferase 1-like
Exons: 5
Coding region: 213-2153 (646 amino acids)
Biological process (GO): xylan biosynthetic process
Molecular function (GO): glycosyltransferase activity
Source: RefSeq, a predicted model, not a curated record